This is a messenger RNA of Microdochium trichocladiopsis, 2350 nucleotides long. RefSeq lists its product as uncharacterized. Bases 197 to 2242 code for a protein of 681 amino acids. The transcript is spliced from 3 exons. Lineage: Eukaryota; Fungi; Ascomycota; Sordariomycetes; Xylariales; Microdochiaceae. The record is from RefSeq and is a predicted model, not a curated record.
GCCUCUGCCUCGCAAACCCGAAGAUCGCGCCGCAAACAGAUUGCUCGCUGUCGCAGUUUACUUUCGCUCGAUCUCGCCAGCCUAGUCGUCGCAUUCAUGCCUACAUAAACGUGCCGGGUUACCACGGCCCGCCCCUCUGAUCCCCAGUCUUCAUCUGCCAGAUGCACAGCGCGCGGCGCGUCGCGCUGCCUUCGAGAUGACCUACACCACAACAAAGACAAGCGCCAGGCCAGCGCGGCAGCUCGCGCAAGGCAGCCCGGAUCAGCGGCUACACAAUCUCGAGCUGAAAUAUCAACAGCAUGUCAACACCCUCGAAAUACUCAACAAAGACGAGGACAUUCGUCGCCUGCGGGUCCAGAACACUCUGCUUGAGGAUGACAACACGGCCCUUGAGGAUCAGCUUGCGCUGAACGAAGCGGCCAGUGCCGAGAGCGCUGCGGAGAAGGAGUCUCUCGUUGCGGAGCUUGAAGAACACCUGGAGACGAUCCAGUCGCAGGAGGCCCAGAUCAGACGGCACGAGCGCGACUAUGCUCAGCUCAGCGCCGAGUUACAAUCUAUGAGCAGCGUUACGCAAGACUCUGCCAACCUCCUUGCCGAGAAGCUUGCGCUGAGCCGCGAAGUCGCCAUCCUCAAGCCCGAGAUUGAGCACCUACGGUCGCAGGUCAACCACCAACAAUCGACACUGGCGGAGAAACUUUCGCUCGAGCGCCAGGUCAACACCCUCGAAGUGGAGCUCGCAAACGAGAAGAAGGCCACGAAACGGAUACUAGAAAAGAGAGACAGCAUCGACCGUGUCGAGGACGAGCUUCGGAAGAAGCUGCGGGAUGUCGAGAAGAAGCUGGCAGCAGAGAAGACCGAACGUGAAAGGAUCGAGGACCAGCUCGACAACGAACGUAGACACCAUCAAUAUGCGCUCGACAACCAGGAUACAUCCCGCGUAUCCGAGUCGGACCUGCGCAAGAAACUGCAGGAUACCCAAAAGCAGUUGCGUCUGGCCAAGGAGGAGACUGAGCGGGUGAAGGACGAGAUGGAGGCCCAACAGAACGCUUCCAAGAAAGCUACCAAGAAGGCUGCUGCGGGGACGGCCGCGGAAGACGAGCUCCGCACAGAGCUGGCCGCCGCCCAAGCCAAGCUCGAGUCCGCCCUGAAGGACAAGAAGGCCUAUCGCGAGGAGUGCGACAAGGCAGUGGCGGAGGCGGAGUCGAGGGCAGAAGCCCACGAGAGGAAAUUUGAAAAAUUGAAGACGAAAUUCCGGGAACUUCAGGAACAAAUGAAGCAGUCCAAAGCAGAUCUCCAAGCGGUGGAGAAGGCGCACGCGUCUCUGGUGGACGAUCUCAAGCAGCAAGCCUCGACAAAGACACAGACAGUCCGGACGAAGAAGGGCCAUGAGGCCGCCGUCCCGGACUUUUCCCAGAUCACGAUACAAACCCCCGGAGCUAAUGAUUCGUCGAAUUUGCGUCGUGGCAGAAAGCCCCAGUUUCAGACAACUCGCCCUGGAGACAAGUCAGACUUCACAAUCACGCCUUUCCUCAACCGCAGCAAAGACCUUGAAGACUCGCAUGAAGAUGAGGAUCUGGAUGGCGCCAGGGCAAUCCCAGAUGGUCAUGAGGAUGUUGCCACGACUCGGCCGCAAGCCUCCUCUCCACCGCCGGAAGAAGGACCUGUGGAUUCUGCGGGCGUCAACGAUGAAAAGCAGGACGAUGCGGACGUGCCGGCACCGGAGGAGCCAAAGCCAGCAGCAGCAAAAGGCCGGGGUAGGCCAAAGAACGUUGUCACGGAAACAGCGUCCGGCCCAAAGGAAGUUGAGUCGGCGCCCAAACCCAGAACCAAGAAGAGGAAGAGCUUGGAGCAGACCCGCGCGGAGGCGACGCCAUUCGAUCCAGACAGCAUGCCGGUGCCUAAGAAGCCAAAGGUGAAGCUUGCUAAGAGCAAGCUCGCAGCGACGGCCGUGGGCGGAGGGGUAGGCAAGGAGGCGGCCGAGCCAAUCGAGGCUGCUGCGCCUGCCCCUCCCGCUGAGCAGAAGAAGCGGAAACGAAACCUUGGCACGGCGAAGACGCUCUUUGACGAUGACGAUGGUGAGAUACCCGCUACCGAGCCGGCCGCGGCUGCGCGGGUGCCCAUGAGCACCACGAAGCGUGGCAAGACACACUUGACGGGCAUACAGAACGCGUUCGCGGGCGGCUCGACGUUCUCGCCGCUGAAGAGACAACGCAGGGGCGUAGGGGCGAGCUUUCUUGCUUGAGGGGCGCGUGUGGUGGGCCUAGUAGUAUUAUGACAUUUUCGCGGGAACUAGGAGAGAGUUCUGUCUGGGAAAAGACGGACGGACAGGUGGAGGCCGUUUGACGAUGGU